UUAGAGGAAAUAUAUGCCGGCAUGGAGUCCUCACUGUGGGCGGAAGUAAUCAAGUCCCUUGCCAGUAUGCAUCAUGUUCAACAUCAGGCCCUGCUUGAGCUGCGCCAGGACCAGGAUCGCCGAUUCCAGGAGGUGCUCCAGUCUCAAGCAAAGGACCGGCACGCGAUCCGGAGCUUACUGCACCAGGAGAAAGCCUUGGCCGCGAUCCCGGAUACAGCGGCCCCCAUGCUUCUGGUCGCCCUCAUGAAAAUGGGGGCAGAAGAUGAUCCUGAGGCAUUCUUGGACCUGUUUGAGAGGAUGACUGAGAUCUGGAGCUGGCUGCAUACUCAGUGGGCGGCCAGACUCAUCCCACUGUUGUCCAGGGAAGCCCAGCUCACGGCACAACAACUACCGGCAGCGAGUAUCCUGGUGAACGACGAUCUGAGGUAGACCAUCCUGCAGCAGGUCGGGCACAGCCCUGAACAGCACCAACAACACUUCUGUUCGAUGAAGAUGGAUGUGCGUGUCCACCCAUUUGCCUUCACUCAACAGCUCCAGGAAGUGGCUGAGGACUGCGACGCCAAGGGAGUCAUCGAUUUUGUGGUGCUGGAUCAGCUUAUCCUUCGUCUGCCGAAAGGAACGGCGGAGUGGGUCCAGUGCCACCGCCCGGCGUCACUGGAGGAGGGCAUCCAACUGGCUGAGGACCAUAUGUUGACGUAUCAGAGGGCGGAAGAGCCCUCCAACUCUCUCUCCCCUCCCUCUCUCUUUCCCCCUCCUCUCACUCUGUCCCUUUGUUACAGCCAAUUCUGUUUUCCCGGAGGCGUGGAAAUGUACCACCGAAGCCGGCUCCCCGUUCACGGGGGAUUUCCCUGCUGCCGAUGUCUUUAUGUCGAUAUCUUUUUGCUCUCCCCCUCAGGUGAUUGAACCCGCUGACACGGGUGCGGCCGUAACACCUGGGCCAGCCUGCUGGAGUUGCGGGGAACCUGGGCAUUUCCAGGACCAAUGCCCAGUUAUGCAGCUGGGAACAUUGAUCCAGGUCCCCAACACUCCACGGGCUGCCCCCGAUCGAGCCGGAGCAUACAGAAUACCGUGAGCGUCAAGGGGAGUACACAUCAUGCCUUGGUGGAUACUGGCUGCAAUCAGACCACUAAACAGCAAUGUUUGGUUCAAGACGAAGCUUUGGGCACAAGUAAAAGGAUGCAAGAAAUGCAACAGAAUAAAGAGCUGACGAUUGCCAGUAAUCGUAGUCUGGCAGAGCAGAACCUCGGCCUGCAGCCCGAACUCGACCACCAGAAGAUUCAGCUGACCAAACGCUACAGCUGUUUACAAGAGCUCCACGAGGCCUAUCAGCUCCGCAAGUCCACGCUAGGAAGCAGUUCACUGGACACGUUGCUGGCUCUUUUGCAAACUGAGGGAGCCAAGAUUGAGGAAGAAACAGAGAACAUGGCCGAUUCGUUCUUGGAUGGAACUUUAUCUCUGGAUAGCUUUAUCGAUGACUACCAGAGCAAGAGAAAACUGGCCCAUCUGAGGCGUGUGAAGAUUGAUAAGCUACAGGAGACAGUGUUAAAAGAUGUUCAGGUUCCUCUGGGCUCCUCUAAUGGUUCUUCACAACCUCAGGAAACCUCCAGCUCCUCCACACCCUUCCAAGGCCUUUCUAAUGGUUCUCCAGCCCAUGUAAAAGCUACACCAAUAUCUCAGCCAUUGCCUUUGUCCUACCCCUUGCCAAAUAUGGAACCAUCAUAUUCAUGUCCGUUCCCACCACUCCCUCAAGGACCCGGCUCUGGUCUUCCCCCAAGGGCGGGUUUUAUAAUGCAAUGAAUUUCUGCUCACUAAACCUUUUCAUUAGAAUGUGAAACGUUUUUUUUUUUUUUCAUUAGAUGCACUUUGAUCUGAUACAGGUUUGGGUUCUUGACCUAUUUGCUGGCCCACACGGAAUAUGAACUUACAGUCUUCUGCAAAACGCCUGUAAUUCUCAAAGUUCACAACACUGUCUACAACUUGUGUUUGCUUAUUUAAUAGUUUGGCCAAUUUGAUCAUGCCUUCAGCUAUCAAUAAGAGUAGUACUCUCUACUCUAACACAUUUUGCCAUAAUUAAAGGUGAAUUGUGUAAUAUUUUGAGAUGUUAAAUAAUUUCUCCUAUCUUAGUUAAUAUGCAGAGACUAUAAGUAAGCCAUUCGUAGGUUGAUUUCCCUAAAAAGUGUAGUCACUUUGGCUGUUUGUUUGAGCAUCUCUACCAACCUGAUGUAACAAUGUUGACUAAACCAGUGGUGUGAGUUUGGGGCGGGGCUAUCAGUUUGUCUAACCAAUAUCAGGUGGGAGGCGUUCUGGAAACCAGUUUGAAAAAAAAUAUUUUUUCAAUUCCAUUUGGUGAGGCUUGUGUUGCGGAAAUUACUCGCUUCACUUUAGUAAACCCAAAAAUUAAACUUCUCUUAUCAUUUACUCAUCCUCAUGCCAUCCCAGAUGUGUAUGACUGUCUUCUGCAGAACACAAACAAAGCUUUUUCAGAUGUGAAAGUGGAGAUUUAUAGCAAAAAAGACUUAAAUAUUGAUCUGUUUCUCACCCACACCUAUCAUAUUGUUUUUGAAGAUAUGGAUUUAACCACUGGAGUCUUAUGGAUUACUUUUAUGCUGCUUUUUGGACCUUCAGAUUUCUGGCCACCAUUCAUUUGCAAUGUACAGACCUACAGAGCUGAGAUAUUCUUCUAAAAAUCUUUGUUUGCGUUCAACAGAAGAAAGAAAGUCAUACACAUCUGGGAUGGCAUAUGGGUGAGUAAAUGAUGAGACAAUUUUCAUUUUCUAGUAAACUAUCCCUUUAAAUAAUUUUUGCAAAUUCUCCAUCAUAAUCAAAGCAGAAAAUGUGGUAAAAGUGUGCAGGUUCCAUCUGGGCUUGCCAAUUUGUUUGUUUUUAUAACAUAAAUAUGCAGUUUAACUUUAAUAUCCGUUUCAGAUUAUGAAGAUAACUUUAUAAUUUUACAAAUUUAAGACAUCAAAACCUUUCAUUUAAAAACAGUAUUGUAAAUAACUUAAAUUACAAAAUGGGGGGGUAUUGCAUGUCUCUUUAAAAAUGCCUAUAUUUGAUCGAAAAUUAUAGCAAAACAGAUGUGAUCUUGGAAAAAAAAAAAAAAAAGAUGGAAAUGGUUCAUAUGCACAUUUAAGACUGAGAACUUACUGUGUAAUUUUGUAUUUGUGUGGAAUCCUUCCUUUUGUCAUUCAAAUGAUAAUAAGGCUUUAUUGAUAUUUUGGAUUUCUGUAUUAAAACUAACCAGCAACCAAAGAUGCACUCCAUCUUUUCCAUGAACACUCCAUAAAGGCUGUUUACUCUGGAAGUUUUUGGGACUAAAACCUUAAUUGUUUUGUUUUAAUGUAAACAUUCAUUGUUUAACUGUACCUGUGGCAUUAACAGACCAGCCUGACAAAUAGCUCUCCUAUGGUAAACCUUUCUUAGUUAUAAUCAGACUUGUUAUCCAAUCCUUCACUGUUUUCUUUGGAAAAACAACUACAACAUUAAAUAUUAGAAGAUAUUAAUAUUAAAAUAAUUUGGAUGCUGUUUACAACAUUUCCAACAUGUUAAGUCAUCUAUUUUGGCAUUUUAUUUCUUUGUUGGAAUCUGUCUUUGCAGAAAAGUGCAGGUACUUUGAUGUAAAACUGUUGUCAUGCUGGGCUGUGACAAUUCUUGUGCAUGUUUUAUAAGAAGGAUGUUAUUAUGCAAGUUUGCAAAGUUAGGAAAUCAAUUACACUGCUGUAAGUAAGGGUAAAAAAAAAAAUCAAAUGUGCCUUGCAAUGAAAAAAACAAGUGACAUUUAUUGAAGAAGAAAGCAUUUAAUCAUGCUUAACUUUGUUCGAAGCCAUCAACAUCUUUUUGUUACUGACGAAAAUUAUUUUGAACAACUGUUUAAUCUAUAGUGUAGUAUCCUGUAACACUCCUUAUGUAAUGUAUAUUGUAAUUGUUUGAUUAGUGGUUAUUAGUGUCUAGAUUUUUUAAAUGCUGAUUAAUAAAUGCCUAAAACACUUCUAA
Molecule: messenger RNA, 3993 nt
Organism: Myxocyprinus asiaticus (Chinese sucker)
Lineage: Eukaryota; Metazoa; Chordata; Actinopteri; Cypriniformes; Catostomidae
Product: vacuolar protein sorting-associated protein 37B-like
Exons: 4
Coding region: 982-1797 (271 amino acids)
Biological process (GO): ubiquitin-dependent protein catabolic process via the multivesicular body sorting pathway; protein targeting to vacuole; protein targeting to membrane
Cellular component (GO): ESCRT I complex
Source: RefSeq, a predicted model, not a curated record